Molecule: messenger RNA, 909 nt
Organism: Strigops habroptila (Kakapo)
Lineage: Eukaryota; Metazoa; Chordata; Aves; Psittaciformes; Psittacidae
Gene: SELENOH
Product: selenoprotein H
Exons: 5
Cellular component (GO): Golgi apparatus
Source: RefSeq, a predicted model, not a curated record
CCACCGGGCCUGCGCCGAGGGGGGAGGUUGGUCGCCGAGGCCCGUGCCACCGCUGCUGCCGCGGGAAGGGCGAGGGGCUCCCGCGGAGGCGUGCGCUGGCUGGUGGGGCAGGAGCCCGGUUCCCCGGUUCCCGGACCCGCGGGGCGCCGUUGGGCCCCGAUCGCCCCCUCCCGGUUCCCCCACUCCGUCCCGAGGGGUUCGGCCGGGUGGCGCAGCCCGGCGCGUGCCCGCGGCCCCGGCACGAGGUAGCGCGGCGCGGCAGGAUGGCUCCCCGCGGGAGGAAGCGCGGGGCCCAGCAGCCGGCGGCGGCCGAGGCACCGGAGCAGGCGGAUGCCCCGCGGAAGCGGGGGCGCGGCCAGAGCGAGGGCAGCCCGGAGGGCACCGGUCCCCGCGUCGUCAUCGAGCACUGCAAGAGCUGACGGGUAUUCGGGCGCAACGCGGCGGCAGUGAGCGCGGCCCUGCGCGGGGCCGUGGCACACCUCACCGUGGACAUCAACCCCCGGCAGCCGCGCAGGAACAGCUUUGAGGUGUCCCUGGUGAAGGAGGACGGCAGCAUUGUGGAGCUGUGGAGCGGCAUUGGGAAGGGGCCCCCACGCAAGCUGAAGUUCCCCCAACCAGAGGAUGUGGUGGAAGCCCUGAAGAGCAGUUUGGCAUAGAGAGGGCGGCUGGCCAAGCCGGGAGCAGCACCCGCGGCGGAGCGUCCAUGAAGAGGCGAGACCAAGUGGGGGGCACCCGCCAGCCCCAGUCCUGUCUCCGAUGCUGCAGCUCUGCCGUGAGCAGCCACUGCUGGACCUCCCGGCUCCCCCCGCAUCCCUCUUUUUCCCUCUGCAUCCCGCUUUAUCCCCCUGCGUCCCCCCUUUCCCCUUCUCAUUCCCCAAUAAAGCCCCGCAGCCGCUCUGCCAGCUCUGA